Messenger RNA from Clarias gariepinus (North African catfish), 5296 nucleotides. RefSeq names its product myosin IIIB (gene myo3b). The transcript is spliced from 39 exons. Lineage: Eukaryota; Metazoa; Chordata; Actinopteri; Siluriformes; Clariidae. Gene Ontology annotation, cellular component: myosin complex. The record is from RefSeq and is a predicted model, not a curated record. Gene Ontology annotation, biological process: protein phosphorylation. The coding region runs from base 180 to 4223 and encodes 1347 amino acids. Gene Ontology annotation, molecular function: protein binding; cytoskeletal motor activity; protein kinase activity.
GACUGUUGUUUUGUCUCAGGGUCUUAUCCAUACAACCAAGUUUCGUCACCGCUGUGGGACUAGCAGUAUGGUAACCGUGGUGUGCCACGCAGCUUCCUCCGUCACUGCUUCUUCUCACAUUCCACUCAAUUAUUAACCUUGAUGGAAAGCCUUGAAAAUCACUUCGGCAAUGUUAGGAGAUGGCCAUGGCAGGAAAUGUAAAUGGAAGAGAUGACACACUCAAUAAUGGGCUGGCUUCAACGGAAGGGAAAGAAUUAUACCAUCUUCACGGCAGGAUAUGGAAAUCACUGUAUGGGCUGUAUCCCUACAAGUCCAGUAUGAUCAGGCUGGAGGGACUGGAGCACCCCUCUAACGACUGGGAUAUCGUGGAGACCAUUGGGGAGGGGACCUAUGGCAAAGUCUACAAAGUCAUCAACAAGAAAGAUGGAAGUCAAGCAGCUGUGAAAGUUCUGGAUCCUGUUAAUGAUGUUGAUGAGGAGAUUGAGGCUGAGUACAACAUAUUACGCUCUCUUUCAAACCAUCCUAAUGUGGUAAAGUUUCUCGGCAUGUUCUAUAAAGCUGAUGAGUUCACUGGAGGACAGCUGUGGCUGGUUCUAGAGCUGUGUAAUGGGGGUUCAGUAACAGAACUGAUAAAGGGUUUGCUGAUGAGGGGAAAACGUCUGGAAGAACCUGUCAUCUCUUACAUCCUCUGCGGUGCUCUGCUGGGCCUCCAACACCUGCACAGCAACCGAAUAAUCCAUCGAGAUGUCAAGGGCAACAACAUCCUGCUCACCACAGAUGGAGGAGUCAAGCUGGUGGAUUUUGGUGUGUCAGCUCAGCUGUCGAGUGCACGCUUGCGCAGGAACACGUCAGUUGGAACGCCUUUCUGGAUGGCUCCUGAGGUUAUUGCAUGUGAGCAGCAGCUGGAUUACUCGUACGAUGCCCGCUGUGAUGUGUGGUCUCUAGGCAUCACUGCUAUCGAGCUGGCUGAAGGAGAUCCACCACUGGCUGAGAUGCAUCCUAUAAAAGCUCUGUUUAAAAUCCCAAGAAACCCAUCUCCUACACUUCGCCAUGCGGAUCAGUGGUGCAGGAGCUUCAGUCACUUCAUUGCUCAGUGCUUGAUAAAAGAUUUCGAGGCACGUCCUUCAGUCACCCACCUGCUGGAACACCCGUUUAUUAAGCAGGCUCAUGGCAAAGAUCCUGUACUCCGGAAACAGCUCUCAGCUCUUAUACAGAACCAACAGGCUGGCAGCUCCAGGACAAGGACAAGGACCAAGCAUGAACGGAUCAAUACACGAAAAACACUACUGAUUGAGAGUUUUCCUGAUGAUGACCUGGUGAACCUGGAGGCUUUAGAUGAGGAAACUAUAAUCACACAUCUUCAGAGGCGCUAUCAAGAACUGCAAAUAUACACCUAUGUUGGAGACAUUCUCAUCGCUCUCAACCCAUUCCAGCCUUUGAAAAUUUACUCACCACAGUUCUCUCAGCUGUAUCAUGGAGCAAAGUGCUCAGAUAAUCCUCCUCAUAUAUUUGCCACUGCUGACGCUGCUUACCAGGGGAUGGUAACAUUCUGCAAAGACCAGUGUAUAAUCAUCAGUGGGGAAAGUGGAGCAGGCAAAACGGAGAGUGCUCACCUCAUCGUCCAACAUCUCACUUUUCUGGGAAAGGCUAACAACCGCACACUUCGAGAAAAGAUCCUGCAGGUGAAUCCUCUGGUAGAGGCAUUUGGUAACGCAUGCACAGCUAUUAAUGAUAACUCCAGUCGCUUUGGGAAGUACCUGGAGAUGAAGUUUACACCCACUGGCGCUGUCAUGGGUGCUAAGAUCUUUGAGUACCUGCUGGAGAAAUCACGAGUCAUCAAACAGGCUAUAGGGGAAAAAAAUUUCCACAUAUUUUAUUACAUAUAUGCUGGUCUUUAUCACCAAGACAGUCUGAAGAAAUACAGGUUGCCUGAGAAAACAGCUCCAAGAUACAUUGACAGUGCAAAUGGCAAAGUGAUGCAGGACAUUGUGUCCAGCAAACUAUACAAAGACCAGUUUGAUGCCAUUCAGGACUGCUUCCGCAUCAUAGGGUUUUCAGAAGAGGAGGUGGCUUCUGUCUACAGAAUCUUGGCAGCUAUUUUAAACACUGGAAAUAUUGAGUUCACCUCCACAACCUCUCAGCACCAAACGGAUAAGAGUGAAGUUCCUGACUCUGAAGCCUUAGAGAAUGCGGCAGUUCUGCUGUGUAUAGGAGCAGAGGAGCUGCAGGAGGCACUGACAUCUCACUGUGUGGUAACACGUGGCGAGACCAUAAUCCGCACCAACACGGUGGACAAGGCUACAGAUGUGAGAGACGCCAUGUCCAAGGCCCUCUACGGCCGACUCUUCAGCUGGAUAGUGAACCGUAUCAAUGCCCUUCUGCAGCCGGACAUCAAGAGCUGCACUGCAGAGAGUGGGAUGUACGUGGGCAUCUUGGACAUCUUCGGAUUUGAGAACUUUAAGAAGAACUCGUUUGAGCAGCUGUGCAUAAAUAUUGCCAAUGAACAGAUUCAAUUCUACUUUAACCAGCACAUAUUUGCCCUUGAACAGAUGGAGUAUCAGAGUGAGGCCAUAGAUGCCAGUCUGGUAGAGUAUGAGGACAACAGGCCGAUUUUAGACAUGUUCCUGCAGAAGCCCAUGGGGCUGCUCUCACUGCUGGAUGAGGAGAGCCGUUUCCCUCAGGCCACGGACCAAACCCUUGUUGAUAAGUUUGAAGACAACUUGCGUCACAAGUACUUCUGGAGACCCAAACGUGUCGAGUUAUGCUUUGGAAUUCAGCAUUAUGCUGGAAAGGUUUUGUACAGUGUGAAUGGAUUUCUGGAGAAGAACCGGGACACACUCCCUGCAGACAUCGUGGUUGUUUUGAGAAUGUCUGAUAACAAAUUGCUGCAGCAGUUGUUCUCCAAUCCUCUCACCAAAACUGGUAACCUGGCCACCUCCAGAGCCAGAGUCACUGCAGCAUCCCGAUCCCUGCCUCCUCAGCUCCACGCAGGACGUAACAAGUCUCCUAGAUUACGGAAAACGGUGGACACCAUGGAGAUGAUGAGACACCCAGAGGAGACAACCAACAUGAGAAGACAGACUGUGGCUUCCUACUUCCGUUAUUCUUUGAUGGAUCUGCUGUCUAAGAUGGUAAUGGGCACGCCUCACUUUGUGCGUUGCAUUAAACCCAAUGAUGAUCGACAGGCUCUGUGCUUCUGUCAAGAGCGUGUGCUGGUGCAGCUACGAUACACAGGCAUCCUGGAGACAGUCAACAUUCGACGCCAAGGCUUCUCUCACCGCAUCACCUUUGAUGACUUUGUUAACAGGUACUACUACCUGGCGUUCCGUGCCCAUCAGAUGCCAGCAAGCAGCAAGGAAAAUGCUGUCAUUAUUCUACAGAAAGCCAAGCUGGACAACUGGGUUCUAGGCAGAACCAAGGUGUUUCUGAAGUACUACCAUGUGGAGCAACUGAAUUUGUUGUUGAGAGAGGUGAUGGCUCGGGUGGUGGUGAUCCAGGCCUACACUAAAGGCUGGCUGGGGGCGAGGAGAUACCGCAGGGAGAAAGAAAAGCGCAAUCACGCCGCAAUUAUCAUUCAGUCAGUAUGGAAGGGUUAUUUAUGCCGUCAACAUGUCAAGCAGAUUAAGCAGGAUCGGGAGAACGCAGCGGUGCAGAUUCAGUCAGCAUACAGAGCACACAGAGUCAGAAAAGAGUACAGACAGAGAAAGCAGCAGUCUUUGUCUGUUUCCAAAUCAACCAGGGACAGCACAUUUCAGAGAAGAGGCUCUGACGGUCAGCCCCAUAAGGACAAGGCUGUCUCUGUCAGCGGUGACAGACGGAGUGAAGUUGACAGUGAAGGGAAAAGCACAGCUGACACGUCUGUAGUGAAGACUGGUGGACAGAGGGACAAAGCAACACAUCACAAACAAGGUCCAGCAGUAAAGUUGCUGCAGCGCACCCCUCGGCGUCGGGGCCAGCAGCCCAAACUACUGAACAGCCCAGAGGACAGUAUUUACUACAGCCAGCUCAAUAGAGCUCUAGAUUACCAGGGGAGCAAGAGGAAGCCCAGAAAACUUGGCCAGAUCAAGCUUCUAGAUGGAGAGGAUGAGUAUUAUAAAUUGUUGUUGGCGGCAGAGUCUGUCCCUGAGGAAGAUUUUUCUUCUAUCCCUCCUCCUCCUCCUCCCUCCUCUCGUCCUGCUCCGAUUUCCCCGUUGAAGAGAGAAGCUCUGCUCACCCAGACCUGAAAGAAUAACACGUUACUGCUGCUGAGCUUCGACCCGAGCCCCAGCUUAGUCUACAGCAGGAUUGCCAUCUUCAAGUCCUGACCAUUGCUAAGGCAUUACAGUGUUAAAUCUUUCUUAUUUAAAGUGUUUACCCAUACUGUAUAUUUUUUAUAUAAAGAAUUAGACAAUACAUUUACAAUUUAACUUUCAGACAGAUGUGUUCCUGUGAUUUCAUUUUUAUAAUAAUAUUUUUCUUGCCAACUGCUGUAAAAAAAAAAAAAAAAAAGUUUCUGUUCAUAUGUCAUUUUUUAUCUUUAACCUUGUGUUUUAUGACAUUGCAUAUUUUAUUAAUUUCCUAAAUCUAUUUCUUUCUUUUUUCUGGGUAGGGUGGUGGGUCAUGUCAUUUACUUGUUUAGGACUUCUCAACCAAACAUGCCUUACCACAGCACAGUGCACAAAUGCAAACCCAGAACUGUCCGUACUCCAGGCGAGUGCAGUUCAUUAUCCCAUUUUUUUUUUCAGGAGGGUCUCUGGUGUUAAAAUGUUUGAAACAAUUAGUAAAAUACCAUUUGAGAUCUAAAUAAAAAUUAACUUAUGAACUGAAUCCAGGCAUCUCUCAUUUGAUCUUAUAAUGCAUAUGGCACUGCUGCAUUUUUCUCUUAAAGCAGCAAAGUUAAGCACGACAAAAAAGACAGACAUAGUACUAACCUAAUGUGAAAGAUUUUUUUUUUAUGCUAGUAGAGUCUCUAUUCCAGUCAUAGACAUAUUGUGCAACUAUGUUUGAUCUUCACCAUUUUUAACUCCACCUGUUUCCUGGCUGGCAUGCAUGGUACCCAAGUAACGAGUGGGACCAAAUUCUCCACUGACAAUUACAUUAUGGCUAUCUUAGCCAAGAUAAUAGUAACAUCAUGGAGAAUCAUGAAUAAUGGGUAAGGGGUACUGCAUUGUCCUGUGGAAAAGAUAUGCUUGAAUGAGUCCUGCCUUCGAAAAAUACAGAUAAAACUUUGGUCUUAAUAUUGCAACUUGUUGUCAGUGUUUAUGUGCAUGCUUUUUCAUCAGCUGAGUUUUGUACCACCUUGGCAAAAAAAAUAAUA